Messenger RNA from Ceraceosorus bombacis, 1407 nucleotides. Lineage: Eukaryota; Fungi; Basidiomycota; Exobasidiomycetes; Ceraceosorales; Ceraceosoraceae. The record is from the annotation of a GenBank genome assembly.
AUGGUCACUGUUCAACGAUUCGCCAGCCUUUGGCUCGUCCUCGCCAGCGUGCUGAGCUGGUCUCGAACGACCUCAGCUUCGCCACUAUUCGGCCCAUCCUACCACCCUGUGGUCAUCUGGCAUGGUCUAGGAGACUCUGCCUACUCCGAAGGCAUGCAAUCUUUUGCUCAGUCCCUCAAAGACGCUUUUCCAGGCAUUUUUGUCCACCUAGCACACGUAGGCGACGAUGUCUCUUCUGACCAAAAGGCCGGCUUCUUUGGCGAUUUGAGCAAACAGCUGCCACUGAUCUGCAAGCAGAUCGAAGAUGUUCCCGAAUUGAAGGAUGGAUUCGACGCGAUCGGAUUCAGUCAAGGCGGUCUAUUUAUGAGAGCAUACGUGGAGCGGUGCCAGAACGCUCCUCCGGUGAGAAAUCUGGUCACUUUUGGCAGUCCUCAAAAUGUGAGUCUCGAUAGAAGUGUUGUGGUUAGAGGCAGGGAAAUGUCCAGCGAUCGUAGCGCCCAACUUCCAUGCGCGUGCACCUAUCUGGCUGGCCAUGGAGCUGAAAACUUCCGUAUCGCCUCGUGCGUGACUAUCACACACCACACAGGGCAUUAGCGACCUUCCAGCUUGCACCGGCUUGCUCUGUCGCCUUGCUGAGGGUGCUCUUCGCGGUGGAGUGUACACCGACUACGCUCAAACGAAUGUAGUGAGCGCUCAAUUCUACCGUGAUCCUCGGAGCGAGACGGGUUAUCCAGCCUACUUGGAGCACAACCGUUUCCUUCGAGACAUCAACAACGAGGUCUCCAUCAACAAGGACUACAAGAAGCAGAUCAUCAAUCUGGAAUCCUUGGUCUUGCUUCAAUUCAGUCAGGAUAAGACGAUUGUGCCAAAGGAGAGCAGCUGGUUCGGUACCUAUCCCCUGUACAACCAGAGCGAAUCGGAAACGGCAGACGAGCCAAAGGCUCAGCCUAUCCCGCUCAAGCAGACUGCGCUGUAUACGCAGGACCGUCUGGGUCUCAAGACGCUGGACAAGCGAGGAGCUCUGGUCCUCGACGUCUGCAAAGGGUGCGUGGCUAGCGCUCCGCUGGGACGCGCGCAGCUUCAAUCUUGCCCCAGAUGCACUCACACUGCCCGCCUCUUCCCUUUCUCAGGCAACACAUGCAGAUCGAUGUGGCGUGCCAACAAAAGGUGUUUGGCACGUACAUUGGCACACCAGCAAGCUUCCGUCUCCUGCCUCGACCGAUUCGCAAUGCCUGGGCCUACUCACUGUACAACACUACGGGCCUGCGCGCAGCCUCGAUGCCACCAGCGCUCAAUCUGCUCCUCUUCCUGACGGCAAUCAUCCUCAUCAGGACCGUGUACCUUUUCGGCACUUUUGCACGCGCUUCGUAUCAGAAAAGGCAAGAGGGCCAGAUACGGCUUGCCUGA